CUCUCGUCUUUCUCCCUCACCCGCAGUCUGUACUUCGACGGUGACUCUGAGCAGAGGGAGAGAAAUGGAGAUGGCGGUGAGCUUCCGUAACUCUUCUCUACCUCCGGUGACUAGCCCUAACCCUAGGCCUCAACUGUCGAAGCAAUUCUUCGGCCUCAGAUUAUCUUCUUCUUCUUCUUCUUCGUUUCUAACGUCCAGAACGAGAAUUACUCCUCUGAAACUCCGUUCUCGGAAUUUCGCAUUGCUUAGACCGAUCAAAUGCUCCGUUUCUCAGGCCACCACAGAAACUUCCACUGGGAAGAAGAGUCAGUUAAUGAGGAGAAGUGAUAUAAGGAAUAUAGCAAUCGUGGCGCAUGUUGAUCAUGGGAAGACAACUUUGGUUGAUGCCAUGUUGAAGCAAGCUAAGGUUUUUCGUGAUAAUCAAUUUGUACAAGAGAGGAUAAUGGAUUCAAAUGAUCUUGAGCGUGAAAGGGGAAUUACAAUUCUUAGCAAGAAUACAUCAAUCACGUAUAAGGAUACAAAAAUUAAUAUUAUAGACACUCCUGGGCACUCUGACUUUGGAGGUGAAGUGGAACGCAUCCUCAAUAUGGUGGAAGGAGUUCUUCUAGUGGUUGAUUCUGCUGAGGGUCCAAUGCCACAAACAAGGUUUGUUUUGAAGAAGGCUUUAGAAUUUGGCCAUGCUGUUGUUGUUGUUGUCAAUAAGAUUGACAGGCCCUCAGCUCGUCCGGAUGAUGUCAUCAAUUCAACUUUUGAACUUUUUAUUGAAUUAAAUGCAACUGAUGAACAGUGUGAUUUCCAAGCAGUAUAUGCCAGUGGUAUCAAAGGAAAGGCAGGACUUUCUCCCGAUAACUUGGCAGAAGAUCUUGGACCUCUCUUUGAGUCUAUUAUCAGAUGCAUACCUGGACCACGUAUUAAGAAAGAUGGUGCACUUCAAAUGCUUGCAACAAACAUUGAAUAUGAUGAGCAUAAGGGACGAAUAGCUAUUGGGCGCUUGCAUGCUGGUAUUCUGCAGAGAGGAACCGAAGUAAGGGUAUGCACUUCAGAAGAUUCAUGUAGAUUUGCAAGAGUUAGUGAACUUUUCGUCUAUGAGAAAUUCAGUAGGGUACCUGCUGAAAGUGUGGAAGCUGGUGAUAUUUGUGCUGUUUGUGGAAUAGAAGAUAUUCAGAUUGGGGAGACAAUCGCUGACAAAGUAUCUGGAAAGCCAUUACCUGCCAUUAAAGUGGAGGAACCAACUGUUAAAAUGGCUUUCUCUAUAAACACUUCACCAUUUGUUGGUCGUGAGGGAAAGUAUGUUACUAGCAGGAAUCUACGAGAUCGACUCAACCGUGAGCUUGAGAGAAAUUUGGCUAUGAGAGUUGAAGAUGGUGAAACUGCAGAUACAUUUAUUGUUAGUGGGCGUGGUACUUUACAUAUUACCAUACUAAUAGAAAACAUGCGGAGGGAAGGAUAUGAAUUCAUGGUGGGACCUCCCAAAGUUAUUAACAAGAAGGUUGAUGACAAGUUGAUGGAGCCAUAUGAGAUUGCCACUGUAGAAGUACCAGAAGAACAUAUGGGGGCUGUGGUGGAACUUCUUGGCAGAAGGCGUGGACAGAUGAUAGACAUGCAAGGAGUUGGGUCCGAAGGCACAACACUGCUUAAAUAUAAGAUCCCAACACGUGGCCUUCUUGGAUUGCGCAAUGCUAUUUUGACAGCUUCUCGUGGCACAGCUAUUCUGAACACGAUUUUUGAUAGCUAUGGACCAGCGGCUGGUGACAUUGUUACCCGAGAUCAGGGGUCAUUGGUUGCCUUUGAGGAUGGUACGACCAGUUCUUAUGCGCUUGCCAGUUCACAGGAGAGAGGACAGAUGUUUGUUGGGCCUGGCAUGGAGGUUUAUAAAGGUCAAAUUGUUGGAAUCCAUCAGCGGCCUGGGGACUUAUCCCUUAAUGUUUGCAAGAAAAAGGCUGCAACAAAUGUACGUUCAUCCAACAAAGAUCAAUCAGUGGUCCUUGACACCCCAUUGGAUUAUAGUCUGGACGAUUGCAUUGAAUACAUUCAAGAAGAUGAACUGGUGGAGGUCACUCCCUCAAGUGUCCGGAUGUGCAAAAAUCCAAAAUUUGCUGCCUCCAAAAAGACUAGGCAAUGAUGUUGUAGCCUUAAAGUUUAUAACUUGUGAGUCUACAAGCCAAGCUUCUCUCAGUUCUCAAACCAAUCCCAAUAUGGUGACACUACAAACAUCUCAAGUUUAAGAAAAUCUUGCUGAAUACAUAAUUUUUUCGCUCCUAUAUCCGAGCAUUAGGAGUUCCCUUCUCACAGCAUUUUUUGUGAAUUUGAAUUCUUCUUAGAUAUGAAGGUAUUCAAAUUUUCUUUUGUAUUGUGGCUGCUGUAUAUAGUGUUGUGAUAAGUGUUCCAUAGAUGAUUAGUACCGCUUGGAAUGGUGCAAGGAUUUUUUUUUUUUUUUAAAUACAAUUGAAGACACUCAGCUAUCUAUUCAAUUAGCAGGUGCAUAGUAAAAUCUCUGUUAUCAAAAAUCUCUUCGCUGUUUCUUACCUUCUUAUGUAAUCGCAACAUAUUUCUGGUUAGAAGAAAAUAUGUCUUCUACG
Molecule: messenger RNA, 2579 nt
Organism: Rubroshorea leprosula
Lineage: Eukaryota; Viridiplantae; Streptophyta; Magnoliopsida; Malvales; Dipterocarpaceae
Source: the annotation of a GenBank genome assembly